AUGCCAGCACAACCCGCAUUCACGCCCGUCGCGGCACGGCGCACACUCAUGAAAGAGCCGGCGCCUGCUCCGACCAAGACGGAUUUCCAGCCAGAAGUCGUUGAUUACGUUCAGCGCGCGUUCUUUGAGUUUAAUAAAAUCAAGGGUACACCAGCCUGUGCGGGCAUCAACGAUGACCACGUCCGGGACAAAUUGUCAAGCAUAGUCAACAACUCAGCCGCAGACGGGUCUGCAUACGCGAGAGACUGGUCGCUUUUCCCGUUACCACACGAAUUGCUUCUUCAAGAGCGUUCAAACACGGCCUUGCGAGUAGAGCAAGACGCCAUCCUAGCUAACAUCAAUGCAUCAUCGGAUUCCACCCCAAAUCACACACUUUCUCCCGGCUCAAACUCCAGAAAACGGAAGUCCCCCGACCAGGAAGUAGAAUGCAGCGGAGAGAUGCCUGUCACCCCGCCGUGGAAAAAGAAGAACACCAAGAGCCUAGCAGAUCGUAUCACCGGCAAGAGUAAGGACCAGGAUAAGAAGCGCAAGGAGAACGGCACCGCGCAAGGCAGUUGGUUCGAUACCAGCUCGGACGCACUCGAGAGGCGGAGGCAACGUUUUGGUCACGUUUCUCCUGAACCAUCCCCCUUUCUUCAUUCUUCUCGUGACCAAUCUCCAGCUGCCAAUGUCGACGCUGGACCGAUCAUCGGAACUUGCCAGAUUCUCGAAAAGAGCUAUUUCAGAUUGACUGCACCGCCCAACCCCAGCACCGUCCGGCCGCCGGCCGUACUGGAGAAGGCACUUGAGGCUAUCCUGAAGAAAUGGAAAGAGGAGCAUGACUACACGUAUGUCUGUGAUCAGCUGAAGUCUGUGCGUCAGGAUCUCACGGUCCAACGCAUCAAAACGCCAUUCACCAUCCGAGUAUACGAGAUGCACGCUCGUAUCGCACUAGAGAUGAAGGACCUGGGUGAGUACAAUCAAUGUCAGACGCAGCUCCGCGCGUUGUACCGAUUGAAAUUGGGCGAGAAUGGCACCAGUGGAGGCAGGCAGGAUGAGUUCACCGCGUAUCGCAUUCUGUAUUUGAUUUAUACGCGCAGCCGGGCCGACAUGAACAACAUGUUGGCGGAUCUAACUACAGCAGACAAGAAGGGCAGCUUCGUGCAGCUCGCACUCAAGGUGCGGGCAGCCUUGGCCUCGGGCAACUAUCACAGAUUCUUCCAGCUCUACAGCCAGUCGCAGAACCGCAACAUGGUUCCUUACCUAAUGGACAUGUUCAUUGAGCGGGAGCGUCUGGGAGCAAUGGCGGCAAUGUGCCGAGCGUAAGUGCUGUUGCGUUUGCAUGUAGAAGAUGGAUGCUUGCUGACGACGUUGCAGAUACAAACCCGACGUCAGCAGCCUCUUCCUUACCCAGGAGCUCGCUUUUGAGUGCGAGGAAGCGGAGCUGUUCGAAGGCGAUGUACAUCAGGCGUGCCUCGACUUCGUAGCGCGGUAUAGCGGCGACCGACUGAUACAACCCAAGGACGACGACAUCCGUGUGUUGACCGGCAAAGCUGGCAACAUCUUCGAAGACGCCAAGAAGGCAGCCUUUGGCUCGGUGGACAUCAAAGGACAGAUAUGA
Lecanosticta acicola is the source of this 1600-nucleotide messenger RNA. NCBI's taxonomy places the organism in Eukaryota, Fungi, Ascomycota, Dothideomycetes, Mycosphaerellales, Mycosphaerellaceae. The record is from the annotation of a GenBank genome assembly.